AUGGAAUUUGCAUUAGGAAUUUGUAUCGUUGCUUUUCUCUCAUUGGUGGCAUUGGCAUUUUACUAUGAACAUCCAAAAGCUGAAAUCCCUCAAGGAGUGGAUCAGCCCAUAAAGCUGUACAUUGUUCAUUACAUCGUGAACUUGGUAUUUGGUCUGGGAAGGAUUUUUGAGAAACUGGGCAUCUGCAAGGAGGUUUACCUCAUCAGGACCUUCUUGUAUGGAAUACUGCCAUGGAAGAAUACUAAGCUCUUCAUCAAGGACUUGGAGUUUGCCAAUGUGUCAGUAAGGGUUUACCAGCCAAAAAUGCCAUCUGCUGGCUUAAGGACAGGAGUCCUUUACUUACACGGAGGCAUUGGCCAGAUUGGAAGCAUUAGUAAGAAAUUUAAAGAAACUAAGACAUAUGAUAAAUAUGAAGCAUUAUCUAGUUCUUUCUAUUAUGAUAUCUGGUAUUUUGCUGCUAAGUCUUUCCUUCUGUGGAAAUUUGUACUUAUCCUUGGAUUUCUGUUCUCUGACCAUACACAAAUUUUCCCUUUAAUUGGUGAUACUGGACACAGGAAAAUUGGAGGCUUGGUGAAUUUAAUGAAUAGUUUCUGCCAAAAAGGAAUGUAUGAAAGAGUCUGCCGAUUUAUUGCCCGUGAAAGUGACUCAGUGGUUGUGUGUGUUGGGUAUCGUUUGGCUCCUGAGCACCCAUAUCCGACCCAGUUCUGGGACUGUCUUGCUACUGCCAGACACUUUAUGAUGACAGCGGAAGACUAUGGGGUGGAUUCUGCCCGUAUCAUCAUCUGUGGUGACAGCAGUGGAGGCACACUCACUGCAGCGGUGUGCCAGGCACUUGUGAGUAGAACAGACUUGCCAAAGCCACGAGCCCAAAUCAUGCUCUAUCCAUUUCUCCAAGCGUUGGACUUUAAUUUGCCUUCUUAUCAGCAAAAUGGUUCAGUCCCUCUCUUGUUAAGGAAUCGGGCCGUCGCUCUUGGUCUACAGUAUCUCAACAAGGACUUGUCACUGAUGAAAGGCAUCCUAGAAGGUUCCCAUGUGCCCAAGGAUUUGAAACUGAAGUUUGGGAAAUGGCUAAGUCCAGACAAUAUUCCUGUGGAAUUUAAGACCAGAGGCUACAAACCACAUGUCCCCUCUUCCUACUCAGAAGAACUUCACACGAUGGCCAAACAAGCUUUCGAGACGACCUUUUCCCCACUUUUAGCAGAAGAUGCCAUUGUGUGCCAGCUCCCUGAGGCGUUCAUCUUGACCUGUGAGUAUGAUGUGGUCAGGGAUGAUGGACUGUUGUACAAGAAAAGACUGGAGGACAAUGGUGUUCCAGUGACCUGGUACCAUGCAGAGAAUGGAUUCCACGGCAUGCUAUUUCUAAUUGAUUAUGGAGUUGUUUCCUUUCCAUGUGGAAAGAGAGCAAUGGGCAGUGUGGUAAACUUUAUAAAAGGCUUAUAACCCCUCCCAAUAAAAACAGUCCCCCUAGUCCUGUUCUUCAGAGCUGGGAGUCUUGAAUUC
This is a messenger RNA of Pelodiscus sinensis (Chinese soft-shelled turtle), 1500 nucleotides long. NCBI's taxonomy places the organism in Eukaryota, Metazoa, Chordata, Testudines, Trionychidae. The record is from RefSeq and is a predicted model, not a curated record.